CUAAGACCAUCAAACCAUAAUUAUUAAUUUUAUAUGCUCUUCUUCUUCUCCUCAUUUUUCCAACCUUGGUGUCAACUUUAUGAUGUCCACUAUCGACUGUCACCGUAAUAAUUUGAAUUAAGAAAAUUAUGAUUUCUUUUUGCGAAACGGUUUGAAUGGUUUAUUAGAUAUUUUGGUGAUAAUAUGAAUUCAACAAAAUUGUUUAUGGUCAAUGACAACUUAAUUCUCAGAUCAGUGUAUUAUACAAGUUUUAUAUGUUAUAUAUCAUGAACGAUUCUAUCAACGGUUCACCAACGGUUUUAUAACAGUUAAAUCACUGAACCCUAAACCACUAAUUUUUGCGGUUCAGCCAGCCUCCCAUCCAGUGAAAACAGAGCUCACUAGGGAUGGCAAUCAAACCCAUGGCCGCGGGUACCCGACCGCCCCGACCCAGUCAACGCGGGGAAUCCCCGCUUUGACCGGGUAUGGGGCGGGUAUGGGUAAAACCCGCAAAAAGUUUGAUGGGUAUGGGGCGGGUAUGGUUUUAGUCUCCCCCGCCCCAUACCCAUACCCAUACCCGCCCCACCAAGAGAAUUUCUUCACAUAUAAAAAAUAUGUGGAUUAAAUUGUAAUCUAUCAAUGAUGAUGAUGAUAACUUGAGAAAAUAAAUAGUAGAAAUACAAUUGAGUAACCACCUUAAACAAAACCUAAUUCAUUUCCCUCAAUUAUCCUUCCACUCUUUCACUUUCCCCCUUGUCAACAAGAUUAUGUUAGUUAAUUAUUACUUAGUAAAUGUAUCAAGAGUUAGAGCAUAAUAAUUUAAAAAAUAUUGUAGUCUAUAUUAUGUAUUAAUGGAUGUUUUAGGAUCAUAUUCUUUGAAUCGUAUUUAGAAAAUGACCGUGUUUUGUUGACUUCAUGAUAUAAUAGGUUUGUUUAUGGUUAUAAUUAAAACUUUUCUUGUAAGUUUUAGGUAUAAUAAUGUUGGAUGUACGGGGAUGGGUAUUACCCAUGGGUACCCGAAACCCACGGAUAUGGGGAUGGGUUUGCAAAACAUUCCCCCGUAUGGGUAUGAGGCGGGUAUGGGUUUGGGUAUUUGAAGAUGGGGAUGGGGAUGGUUUAGGCAAACCCGCCCCAAACCCGCCCCAUUGCCAUCCCUAGAGCUCACAAGUGAAAACCGCAACACAUUAGUCCCCAUUCAUGGUCAAAAUGUUCUCUCCCUCUAUCAUUACCCUCUACCAAGAACAAAAAAACCUGAGAUUCCAAAAAGUCCUUCUCCGUCCGUUCCUCUGUUUUGGACCCCCGAUCUCGACUCGACUCUGCCGCCACCUGCAAACUCAGUUGAACGCCACCUUUUCUCCCCUCCCAUACUCUGUUUUCCGUCGCCUUUACAGGGAAAGUUCCAUUUCUCUUUGGGAGAUUCCAUUUCCCAAUUUGAAGUUAUAAAAACUACUUCUGGAGGAGUUAGCUUCUUUGUCAAAUUAUAAUGUAAGGUGCCCUUUUCCCUGCUCCGUUCAUUGAGAGACUCCAAGGGCCUCCAUUCUUUUUUGUUCUUCUUGGUCUAAAGAAUCUAAGGGUGCCCUUUUCCCUCUGCUCCAUUCUUUGAGGGACUACAAGGUCCUCCAUUCUUUUUGUUCUUGGUCUAAGAAUCUCUCCCACAAAAAGUACUCAUUUAUACUCUUUAAUAAGCUGAUCAUAUAUAUUGAUCACUAGCUCCCAUCAGCCUUGGCUUCCACCCACCUGAAAAAACAGGGGAAAAACAGAGCAGAGCAAAUUAUCAAAUGAGACCCUCCUUUGCAUCUCUUCUUGCUGCCCUCGUAAUCUUCUUCCUUUUCGUCGCCCAGCCUCGCUUUGUGCAGUCCCGGACUCUGUUAAAAUUUCGCGACCAUGCGAAUAGCGAAGUUGCUGCCACAGCUACUUCAUCUGCAUCUGGUGCUGCUGCUGCUACUGACCAUGUCGAGAGAGCUUCGGAGAAGGUGAAGGAUCAUGGCGGCGGAGGAGGGGAAGAUCCUGGUCCGGCGGCGGUUGUGAAGAGUAACUUGGCAUCGGGGCCGAGCAGGAAAGGUGAAGGACACUGAUGAGUUUCCAAGAGGGAAGGUCUUAUAUAUGUAUAUCAGGAGGGUUAUAGACUAUGGCUGUACAUUUGUUGGUUGGUUCUUUUCUGUGGUGAGAAUUAGUAUAUAGAGUUAGGAUAAUGAGUGUGAUUAGUUCGGGGUUGGGGAGCCAAGAAGAGGAAGAAGAAGAGGAAGAAUUGGAUGGUGGAAUUCUUCCUGCAAAUAUUAUAUCAGACUGUUGCUAUUCCCUUUGUAAACAAAACGAAAUGAAAUUCAUUUACCAGA
Linum trigynum is the source of this 2315-nucleotide messenger RNA. The record is from the annotation of a GenBank genome assembly. Lineage: Eukaryota; Viridiplantae; Streptophyta; Magnoliopsida; Malpighiales; Linaceae.